Molecule: messenger RNA, 6516 nt
Organism: Plodia interpunctella (Indianmeal moth)
Lineage: Eukaryota; Metazoa; Arthropoda; Insecta; Lepidoptera; Pyralidae
Gene: d4
Product: zinc finger protein ubi-d4-like
Exons: 12
Coding region: 53-1558 (501 amino acids)
Biological process (GO): positive regulation of transcription by RNA polymerase II
Cellular component (GO): nucleus; MLL3/4 complex
Molecular function (GO): histone binding; histone H3K4 methyltransferase activity; transcription coactivator activity
Source: RefSeq, a predicted model, not a curated record
AAGAGAUAUGCGUCUAAUGACGUCAUAAUAUAAGCGUCGGUCGUCUGCUAAAAUGGCGGCUGCCGAAAUUCAGAUAGUAAAUCCUUCUAAUUUAGCUAAAAUCGAGAGUUUUCUAAAUGAUCCUAGUUACAAAGAAAUCAUUGAGAAUUCCUCUACGUUUAAUUCAAGAUUAUGUGCAGAAAGGAGGAUGCGAAUGCCUUUUAUCGAUACCCAAACCGGUGUCGCACAAAGUCAUUGCAACUUAUUCAUGACCAGAAAACAGCGCAUGCCUGGUCUUCGAGAGGGCCAGGUCUAUUCAUAUCCAGCGCAAAGAUGGCGCAAAUCCCGGCGACAAUACCUCACAAUGUCUUCUACCCGGUGGGGCUGGAGUGGGGCUGACAACCUUGCAGAUAACACUGGAGAGGGUGAGAACAGCUCUGGAGUGCCCGGAGACGCCCUGGCUGGUGAUGACAGCCGGGACGGAUCUCAGACUGCGGCUAAAGAUGACCCUAAGGAAUGGUUCUACGACGAAAUAGCAAUGGACGAGAUGGAAACAGGGGAAGAACCCGAAGCCGAGUCCGACGAGGACUACUUCGAUGAUACUUACGCGAACCGGCGCAAGCGACGAGGCGGGGCCACUCCGUCCGGGCCCGGAUCCAGAGGGGGCCGGGUCAGAAAGUCGCAGCCUGAUGAUGGCACUCCUAAGAGGGGCCGAGCGGGUCGCGGACGCAAGCGCGCAGCUCAAAGCACACUCCCGUACGAGGUUCCCGGCGACUCGGAGAAGCCAUUUGGUUGCGAACUUUGCGGCGCUAAAUACAAAACGCGGGCAGGGCUUAUCUACCACUUCACGCACACUCACAAGGACCCCCCGCCCGGGUCCUCGGCCCCGGCCGCGGGCAGCGACGGGGACUCCCGGGACAGCCGCCCCGGGGCCCACACCCCGCCCCAGCCGGUGGCCCAGGCCCAGCCCGCGACCGAGUACCAAGAUAGUUACGUCACCUUUCUGAAUAACCCUGGUGUCGGCACAGGUCUAGCCGCAGCCGCAGCGGCGAGCGCGGCCCCUCCCCCCGCGCGGCGGCCCUCGCCCCCGCCGCGGCCCGCGUCCGCCGACACCUCGUCAUCAGACUCUGCGCACGCGCCGCUAGUGCCGCCCGGCACCGCCGCCGCCGCCGCCGCCGCUGCCGCCGCUAGCGCACCGCCCGCGCCUGAAGCUAAAGAGGGGGAAGCCAAGGUCUCGCCGUCACCCUACUGCGACUUCUGUCUCGGCGACGACCGUGAGAACAAGAAAACGGGCACACCCGAAGAAUUGGUCAGCUGUUCCGACUGCGGCAGAUCAGGUCACCCAACUUGCCUGCAGUUCACAGCCAAUAUGAUAGUGUCUGUGCGCAAAUACCGCUGGCAGUGUAUCGAGUGCAAAUGCUGUUCAGUUUGCGGCACAAGCGAUAACGAUGACCAGCUGUUGUUCUGCGACGACUGCGACCGCGGCUACCACAUGUACUGCCUGGCGCCUCCGCUGGAGAGUCCGCCCGAGGGCUCGUGGUCGUGUGCGCUGUGCAUCAAACAGUUCCACACCAAAUGAGGCGAUGGAAAGAGUAAGAUGGAUAUACACACGUAAACGGCGUUGCGGUGUGUCGUUGUUAUAUCGUAAAGAUAUUAUGAUUCGGACCUGUACAUUGUUGCCAUAGAAUAAUUUUCACAGGCUCUGUCCUCUGUAAAAAAAACAAUCGCUCGCACAGCUAUAUUCACAUUGAAGUUUCAACCUUAAUCCACAGUCAUAAGGUUGAAUGUAAAAUUUGUAGUUGUGUUAGGUUUGACGUAAUCUUUUAUAUAGGUUGUAAAUAGUAUGUUACCGUCGUGUGCAUUGCUCUUUAAUAUAAGGUUGGACGUGAGCGUUUAUACUGGAUGGCUUUUCAGUUAUUGUAUUUAAUUUAUGAUAUAACUCAGUUUUUUAAAAUGUUAUGUAUGGAUACAUAAAUCAUAAAAAGCGUACACGAAAUCAUCGAAGUUACGUAACGUACAGAUAACUAAUGAUUUGACGAAAUGACACUUGGCACUUCUCUUUAAUUGACAGACGCGCUUUCGGCGUCAUGCUUGUACUGCCUCGUGAGUUAGAUUGUAUGGUGAAUACGGAAUUAUUCGCACUUGGCUGUAUUGCGUAUAUCUUAACUUAUAUCAUACACUAUGCGUGUAUCAAUACACUACUUUUGAUGACAAAAAUGAGCCCCAUAUAACCUGUUUUGGAGGAGUCAUUGUGCCUGUGGAGCUCACCCAUGUUAAGUUUCAAAUAAACAAAUGUCAUCUUUGACAAAAGAAUCUUUUGUGAAAGAUGAUAUUUGUUUAUUUGAAACUUAACAUGGGUGAGCUCCACAGGCCCCUUAAGAUGCUUCGUCAAUAAAAAAGUUAUAAAUAUUAUUUUUUUAAACAACAACAUUUAUGUUUAUAAAGUCGUCCGGUGUGUCGCUACUGUCGUCAUCUUCACACCGCGUUUCUUCUACCUCCACCGGUGCUUGAUUUAGCCGAUUUAGUUUUGGACCGGGUUCUAUCGCCUCAGGGACAGGUUCGCAGUUAUAUCUCUCAUUUUGAUUUGAAAAAUUGGGACAUUUGAAUAUUGUUAGUUUUGUAUUAUUUUUUUAUUAUGAAUGGUUCGCUAACUGGUUUAUCAACACACAAUAUUAUAGUACACAAGCGGCUAGUCCUGGCUUCGUUCGGCUAAAAAUAUAAUAAACUAGAUGUUGCCCGGGGCGUCGCCGCUCCCGUGGUAAUUUUGAGAUAAAUUAUAGCAAUCUUGGAUAAAUACCCUUUAGCAAUCUUGGGUAAUGUACCUUUCUAAUAGUGAAAGAAUUUUUGAAAUCGGCUCGGUAGUUUCGGAGAUUACCCGCCUCAAACAUACAAUCUCACAAAUGCUUACUUCUUUAUAAUAAUAGUAUAGAUUACACGUCCUAACCUUCCUCACUAUUUAUUAGUGAAAACCGCAUAAAAUCCGUGCAGUAGUUUUAGAGUUUAUCGCGAACAGACAGACUGACGCGGCAGAGGACUUUUUUAUAAUAUGUGAGAAUAAUAAUAAUUACAUAAAAUAUAAAAAAGAUCAUUAAUUUGUAUUUAUACCAGGUGCCAGCUUUCGUGUUCUGUUAGGACCGUUAUUGCUUUAAAAAUGUGUGGUAAAUUCAAAUUGACCUGACAUCAAAGACAUUAUAUUAAUGACAAAAUGUUUUAUUGUAACUAAAAUGUAUAAAUCACAAAAACCGUCCAGUUAGAGACUUAUUUUUUUUAUUGGCAGUAGCAAAAACAAUCUACAGAUCUAACUGCGAACAAUGUACAGAUGUAUUUUUAUACAGCGAAUAUGCAAAUUCUAGAUUUCUGCUUGUCUCUGAUAUAUUUAAAUAUAGAUAGUCCUUUAUCAAGAAAAUAAUACGAUUGUAUUUAUAAUUUUAUAUUUACCUUUUGUUGAACAUUAUUUUUACAUAAACAAAAAAAAAACAAGUGUGAGGUGAAUCAAAAAAUAAGUUCCCGCUGAUUUUUGUUUUAUUGACAUUUAUAUUUUUUACUAGCACAGACAAAGGUCACAUUUGUUUACAAAUUUUAUAGUAAGAGGGCCUAAUUUCUAUAAAUCUAUAGACUAAUAAUUUUUAACUAUCCGACUACAUAGGACAGACGCUUAUUUAAGAGCUGUAAAUAUGUAUCUGCUUAUAUACGUGGCAACCUAAUAGUAUAUAGUCAAGUUAUAUAAAAUUCUACAUUUGUCUGUUAGGAAUCACUGCCAGGAUUCUUAUAUAGUUCAAGUGAUGUUAUAUGUAAAGGCAUUUUAUAAAACUUUAUAUAUAAAAAAAUCAACUGCACCAAUCUUCAUCAGCAGCUUACAUAUUACAUUAUUCCUAAUAUUAUAAAUGCGAAAGUAUUUCUUUCUGUCCGUCACUCUUUCAGGGUUAAACUGAUUUUAAUGAAAUUAGUAACGUUGAAAUAUAGGGACAAAAUGCCUUUUAGAGUGCACUCCAGUACGUGGAACUGGCCACGUCGUUGUUGUAGUCGCUGACAACGAAAGCGUUGCGCGAUCUCUUUACGUACGUCGUCUACUACGCGUACGUCGCACCUAACACCAAGAAAUAGAAAAAAUAUUUUUUUUUUUUAUAAAAUACCUUUACUUAUAAAUUGUCUAUUGAAUUCAUCUAAUCUGUCUAUGUAUCUGUUCAUUGAUUACCCUGGUCGUGUCAUGGUUGACUCUUCACGGAUUUUCAAUUUUCAGUUUACAGCAAUAGUAAUCGUAUGGCAAAAUGGAAUCUAUUAACUGGCAAUAGAGUAUAUUUCAGAUUAAAAUCUGUCCAGGAUACGUUAACUCUGAACGGAUAAGUUUCUGCAUUUAGAGAACAAUAUUUGUAAAUCGAACACAUACUUGAUUUGAAAUGGUAUAAAUUACUUUUUUGAUUAUUUUUCCUUCGCUCAAUUUCAGUUUUUUUUUGUAAUUAGAAUUAUGUUGAAAUAUUUUUUUAUUCUUUUUUAAUGAUGCAGUCAUACGUAACUGCUUAUAAUGCCAUUUCGAUCUAAUCUAAAUUGUAAGUACAUAAGUGUAUUAACUUAAGUUAGUGUCGGUCUAAGCAAUGUGAAACAUUGUCGAUAUGUGAAACUUAAAAGUUUUUAUUUUUGUACUAAUCCUAAAUAUUUUUACUUGCUAUUUUCAACUAAUUUCUAUCAUGUUGAAUUGGAUAUGGACAUUCCAAAUUUGCUCUUUGCUUAUUGUUGCGAUAUUGCACAAUCAAUGAAAAUAAUUGCUUUUUUUUAUUUCGAAUAUCUACUAAUAGUAAAAAAAAACAUGUGAAUCAAUGAGCUGAGAUGUUUUCGUCGUAAAUCAUGUAAAAAGUCAUUUAUUCGAACAAAAUUUUUACUUAAUACAUGUGUAUUCAUGUAUUCAUUUAUGAAAUUUAUUUGGCAGUUUCCCUACAAAACCAUGUAGUAAUACAGAUGUUUUAAACGUAAUAUUGUAUAGACAUUUUCAUACACCCAUAUUUGUUACAAAUAAUCUUAUCUGUCGCCUUAAAACUACGUAAAAACCUAAAAGAAUAAAUUAAUUUCACGCUAAUAAUGUAAACUACGACUUCUGUAUACUAUUUGACCCUUUUCUGUCGUUAUAGCUAUUAUCGACUAAUGAGUAACGCACAAUUUUAUUUAAAUUAUAGCAAUAUAUAUAAUGUAAUUUUGCCGCCUCAAUAUUAAAAAUGUUACUCUCUGCUUUGAUUUGUCUUGUUCUUUCAAUAUACUGUAAUUAGAAAUAAGGACAAACUAAAGAAUAAUAUUCCCAGACCGAAUCAGAAAACAAUACUUUUAUUUGUAAGGGGAUUGGUGUUGUCUACGUGAGCAUGAAGCUAUUGCCAGUAAUACAAAAAACUUUUUGAUGCAAGGUACUUAUUUUGCUAUUGCUAUAUCGGUAGUCCGACCUCUCAUAUACGUAGAUAUAACAUGUAGAUAUAAUCUUUCACCGCGCAAGAAAGGGAAGUCGGCUACGGAAGAGAUAGCAAUAUAUGUGCUUUUAAUCAUAAAUAUCUUGGCAGUACACCGGCUCCAGUAUAGCUUCAUGGGUGUAUUACAUAACAUGGAAACUGCCAAAAAUCCUAACUUGACGUAAUACGGUAAAGUGCUGUGAUCAGACUAGUUGGUUGUGACGGGAGUGAAGUACAAUCAGACAGGGAAUGACCGUCAAUAUUGUUGACACCGCGGCUGGGUUUGAUGCAUGAAGGUCAUGAUGUGUAUCACUGCACUUUUGCAGUGCACAAUGUGAGUCAAAUUCCCGCAACACGUUCUCACAAAAAGAGUAAGACAGACGACAGCUUUUAUAUAUUCAUUUAACUAAUCCGGUCACGGUCUUGUCCUGUCUGAUGUAUGCCGAUUUGCUUUUUAAGUCUAGUGUUAAUCCGAAUUUUUUUUCAUCUUUUAUUAUGUAUAGCAAAUAUUUUUUUUAUUAAUUCUGAUUUUUUCGAGGAUUUGCAUCACACCGAUUUAUAAAAAAUGAACCUUGAACAAAAUAAAACUAAAAUUAUCAAGUUUUCUUUUUCAUUUGUGCAAACAAAUGAAAAAAUAACAAGACAAUUUUCAAAUUAAGUAUCUAAAUAAAUUCUUAGGUAUUAAAAAAAGAAACUUGUAUUUUGACUUUUGAUAUUUUAUAAUAGGUAUGUUUUUAGUCGGUGUGAUUUAUGUCCUCUUGUGAUGUAUGACGUCAUCCGUGUUCCUGUAAAUUUUGUUCUCAUAAUCGAGUUUGCAUAAUCAAAAUACAACGUGGAAUUUAUAUUCUAUUUUAAAGGUAGACUAAUUGUGUUUUGUCUAUAUUUUUUGCAAAUGAACAGGUUUAGAAACUUAUAUUUUUUAUAUGUACCUAAUGACAGUAAUAUGGUGCGUUAAUUAUAUUGAGCUUAACUUACGAUAUAAUUUUAAUGCAAUACCGAUUAUGGGAUAUUCACCUCAAUCUGUUAGUUAUUAUCGUAAAAUAAGAUUUCCAACCUGUAUGUGUCAUACUAAUUGUGGUGACUUAACGAAAUAAAAUGGAAAUUGUAA